UUUGACUUUUUUCAAUAUCACUUCCUGUCUUCUCUAUUUGUCAUCUCAAAAGAUUUCAACUCAACUUCUUCCCUAAAAACAAACCCAAAAAUUGCAAAUCUAGCAAUUUUUUUACUCUAAAUUUUGUCCUUUAAUGAUGAUUUGGAGAAGUAAUACAUUAUCUCUUGUUCUAAUCUUGAUACUUUUUGUUACCCAAAUUCAAUCUUUAAGGUUUGAACUAGAAUCAGGUCAUACAAAAUGUAUAGCUGAAGAAAUCAAAGGCCAUGCAAUGACUGUUGGAAAGUAUCAUAUCAUUAACCCAAAUGAUGGUCACCCUUUGCCUGAUACCCACAAAGUCACUGUCAGGGUAACGUCCGAACAUGGGAAUGACCAUGCCCAUCACUACGCUGAAAAUGUUCACGAGGGGCAUUUUUCUUUUGAGACUGCGGAAGCUGCAGAUUAUCACACUUGCUUUACUGCUGCAGAUCACAAGCCUUCGGUUAAGUUGACUGUUGAUUUUGAGUGGAAAUCAGGUGUUGCAGCUAAGGACUGGACAAAUGUUGCCAAGAAAGCCUCUGUUGAGGCAAUGGAAUUAGAACUAAAGCAUAUGCUCGAGAUUGUUCAAGGCGUCCAUGAUGAGAUGUUUUAUCUCCGAGAAAGGGAAGAAGAAAUGCAGGAUCUGAACAGAGAUACCAGCUCUAAAUUGGCUUGGAUGACUGGCCUAUCAAUUCUUGUAUGCUUGUCUGUGGCAGGUUUGCAGCUGUGGCACUUGAAGACUUUCUUUGAAAAGAAGAAGCUUAUUUAAAUUAUUCUGAUUUCAAAAUUCUCAACUUUUGUUAUACAAUUUUUUUGCAUACACAACUCAGUCCAAGGUUGACUCAAUUUGGAUUAUGUUAGACGAUUUAAUUGUCAAUGAAAACACUGGUCAUUACUCUA
Lycium ferocissimum is the source of this 915-nucleotide messenger RNA. Its product is annotated as transmembrane emp24 domain-containing protein p24delta9-like. Gene Ontology annotation, cellular component: endoplasmic reticulum-Golgi intermediate compartment; Golgi apparatus; endoplasmic reticulum. The transcript is spliced from 4 exons. Gene Ontology annotation, biological process: endoplasmic reticulum to Golgi vesicle-mediated transport; Golgi organization; intracellular protein transport. Bases 134 to 784 code for a protein of 216 amino acids. NCBI's taxonomy places the organism in Eukaryota, Viridiplantae, Streptophyta, Magnoliopsida, Solanales, Solanaceae. The record is from RefSeq and is a predicted model, not a curated record.